This is a messenger RNA of Phoenix dactylifera (date palm), 1787 nucleotides long. Its product is annotated as putative sugar phosphate/phosphate translocator At3g11320. Lineage: Eukaryota; Viridiplantae; Streptophyta; Magnoliopsida; Arecales; Arecaceae. The record is from RefSeq and is a predicted model, not a curated record.
AACCGUAGCUCUAAACUCCACCGAAUCGACGGAAGCCACUGAAUCUCCACCGAGAGAUACAGGGAGAGCGUUUCAAGAUCUCCGCACUUCCAAUCCAACCACUGGAUCAGCGGAAGGCUUCUUCCUCCUCUCUAUCAUCCUGCGAAGAAAGACUCCGGAAACCUUCUUCUUCUUCUUUCCCCAAUCCCGUUCAGACAAAUCUGAUGAAAUCCUCUUCUCCGAUCCUCCCCCAAUUCCCUCCCCAUUAAAACUCCAACCCUAAUGCCCAAACCCUAAAUCAUCUCCCACGGAAACGCUCAAAUCCUAUCUAUAACCAAGAUCCCAUCCAUAUUUUCUUCCCCGAUCUUGAAUCCGUAAAGGCGGGGGCGGAGGUUGAGGAGGAGGAGAGAUGAGCGCUAAGGGGGGAUCAACGCCGUCGCUGGCGACUGGGCGGUUGUUUACGAUCGGGCUGGUGACGGCGUGGUAUUCGUCGAACAUCGGGGUGCUUCUUUUGAACAAAUACCUUCUGAGCAACUACGGGUUCAAGUACCCGAUCUUCCUCACCAUGUGCCACAUGACGGCCUGCUCCCUGCUCAGCUACGUCGCCAUUGCCUGGCUCAAGCUCGUGCCCAUGCAGACCGUCAGAUCCCGCGUCCAGUUCUUGAAGAUCUCCGCGCUCAGUCUCGUCUUCUGUGGCUCCGUCGUCAGCGGCAAUAUCUCCCUUCGCUUUCUCCCCGUUUCCUUCAAUCAGGCCGUCGGCGCCACCACGCCCUUCUUCACGGCGGUCUUCGCUUACGUUAUGACCGUCCGCCGGGAGGCCUGGAUCACUUACCUCACGCUUGUUCCCGUCGUCACCGGCGUCAUCAUCGCUAGCGGGGGAGAGCCAAGUUUUCAUUUGUUUGGGUUUAUUAUGUGCAUUGGUGCAACUGCUGCAAGGGCACUUAAAUCAGUGCUGCAGGGGAUUUUGUUGUCCUCUGAAGGGGAAAAGCUUAAUUCUAUGAAUCUCCUCCUGUAUAUGGCUCCGAUAGCAGUAGUUUUCCUGCUUCCAGCAACAAUUUUCAUGGAGGAAAAUGUGGUUGGCAUCUUAUUAGCACUCGCCAGAAAAGAUUUCAAAAUUACUUGGUAUCUGCUGUUUAACUCUGCUCUGGCGUAUUUUGUGAAUUUGACUAAUUUCUUGGUCACCAAUCAUACCAGUGCCUUGACUCUCCAGGUUCUGGGAAAUGCCAAAGGUGCUGUUGCUGUGGUUGUCUCAAUUUUAAUAUUUAGGAACCCGGUAUCCGUGACGGGGAUGCUUGGUUAUACCCUCACAGUCAUUGGUGUCAUUCUUUACAGCGAAUCUAAGAAACGGAACAAAUGAGAAUUUCCGGAACGCAGAGCAUGUUCUGUUUAUUUUUCCAUGGAUGGCAGCAACUUCCAGAUGCCCGAGAUUGGUCGGCAUGCUUUUAUUAUUUAUUCAUAUGUUGCGCCCUAUUCUUCUGCCAGAAGCCGCACGAUGGUUUCUGUGUGUAUCCAACGAUGACCGACUAGCGAGUAGGUGAAAUGGAUCUCGAUUAAAAGCAGCACCGAUAUGCCUUUAAUUUUGUUAUUCAGGGUCCAUGAUGUGUUCACAACCCCCAUCUUCCAUAUGGAGAUUCAACAGCCUAUAAUUUUUUCAGAGAACUGGGAUCUGCUCAAUUGGCGUUUAACUCCCUUUGAUUAAUUGAUAAAAUAUGUUUCACAUAAUUAUUUCUUUUUCAUUUACCGAUGCUUCUUAUUCUGACAGAUGAUGUAUGCUGACAGAUCCUAAAUUAAGCAUGUGAUCUUGAAUA